Messenger RNA from Parus major (Great Tit), 4137 nucleotides. RefSeq names its product lymphocyte antigen 96 (gene LY96). The coding region runs from base 3179 to 3646 and encodes 155 amino acids. The transcript is spliced from 9 exons. Gene Ontology annotation, molecular function: Toll-like receptor 4 binding; lipopolysaccharide binding; lipopolysaccharide immune receptor activity. Lineage: Eukaryota; Metazoa; Chordata; Aves; Passeriformes; Paridae. The record is from RefSeq and is a predicted model, not a curated record. Gene Ontology annotation, biological process: detection of lipopolysaccharide; innate immune response; cellular response to lipopolysaccharide. Gene Ontology annotation, cellular component: lipopolysaccharide receptor complex.
UUUCUUCUUGGGCAUGGGAAAGCAUCAUGGCAUAAAAUUUGCUCUGCGAGCAUCCCACUGACAAGAAAUGCUGUAUUUGAAUCGACAAAGAAAAUUCUAGCAACUAAUGGCUAAAAUGCAUUCUGUCAAUUUUUAUGUAAAGUGGGGAAGCAAUUAUGCCUAUAAAGAACAUACCUCUUGAUUUUAAGCACUGUGAAGAAACCCACCUUUCACUCGACUAAAAAGGGGAUCCAGUCUUUUUGUGGUACUAAACUGGUUCAUCUGCCUCAAGUGUGUAGAGGUUGAAUUUAAAUUUUUUAGCCCAAGGCACAUAAACUGACAGAUACUUGUUUUUGAAGAAUGAAGGGCCUAAAAUUUUGAGACAUAAAAAUUACUGAAUUGAAAAAAAACCCCAAAAUUAAAAUUAAUCCUUUCGUGUUAGCAGUACCCUUUGUAAUAAAAAAAUCUGAUGCUUGCUGCUAGUCAUCCUGAUCCUGCAAAUAAAAAAAUUGUAGCUAACUUUCAAGCUGUUUCCUAAAUUACAGCUGAAAAGCUGUAUUUAAAAGUCAAAAUAUCUUCCAAUACUAUUAUUUCAAUUUCCUUUUGUAGGAUGACACCACAGAUGAUACUAAACCAGGGUUUUGAAUGUUCUUGUUCUGACUGUCCUCAAUGUACUUAUGGUUAGUAAUUAAAAAGCAAAUUGUCCCAUCCCAAUAUUUUUGAGGCAGAUUUUUUGUAUUGGCACAACUAUAAUUUUAAAAGCCUGGUAGAGUCUCAUUAAGCCAGUAUCAUUCCAAGGGUAGGAAAUUUUUCAUAAAAUUAUACUGAACAUUUGCGGUUCAAAUUAUAUUGAACAAGCAGUUCUGGUCACCUGGUUGUGCUGCUUGUCCUCAUUGAAAUUACGUUUUGCACCUAGUUAUAAGUAAUCUUUCCAUGUCUGACACAUUCACUCCUUUUGGUGCUUGCAUUGAAAAUUAAAUUGGCUUGAUCUUCCUGUGACAAAUUUGGGGAGAACAGGAAAUAGAGUUUGCUGGAGAAAGUAAAGGAAACGCCCACAAAUCAUUUAUGUACUUCAUAGGCAAUAUCAAAAUCCUCAUCUUUUUACUUCUGACUGCGAAUAGUUUUCAUUUCUAAAUUUGAGAUUUGAACUAUUCAGAAUUAAGCAGCAAGAGUAAGAUAUCUCCAUGCUAGUGGCUAUCUAUGUCUUAUAUCUAUGGAAUAUAAAUAUUAUUUCUUCUGGUAGUGAAAAGCAAGUGAAGCUGGUAGGUGGCUUUCUGACACACAGAUGAUUAAAAAUAAUAAAGAAUUCAGAAUUCUACCAGAAGGUAGGUGAUAAUUCUGCUUGGGAUGUAAUUUCAGAAAAAAUAUUUAAUACUUCCAGUGUGCAACUUGAAAAUAAUGGGAUAGUUCUUUUAUAUUAGGAAAAGAGAAGACCAGACUUACUGAAGAGACUAUUCCACCUGCUUCUGCUUUGUGAGCUGCUACACUUAGAUUGUAUACUUGGAAUUGUAGGACCAUUUUGGUUGAAAAAGACCUCCAAGAUCAUUGACUCCAACCAUUAACCCAGCACAGCCAAGUCCACCACUGAACCAUGUCCUUAAGUGCCACAUUUAUGUAUCUUUUAAAUACCUUUCUGGCAUGAGGACUGGCACUUCCCCAGGGAGCCUGUGCCAAUGCAUGACAGCCCUUUCAAUGAAGAAGUCUUUCCUAAUAUCCAGGCUAAAUGUGCCCUGGUGCAACUUGACGCUGUUUCCUCUUGUCCUAUUGCUUAUUACUGGGCAGAAGAGACAGAUCCCCACCUUGCUGAAACCUGCUUUCAGGUUGUAGAGAGUGAUAAGAUCACCCCUGAGCCUCCUUUUCUCCAGACUGAACAACCCCAGUUCCCUGAGCUGUUCCACCUAAGACAUGCGCUCCAGACCCUUCAGCAGCUUCACUGCCCUUCUCUGCACACACUCAACACCUCAAUGUCCUUUGUGUGGUGAGGGGCCCAAAAAUGAACCAGGAUUUGAGUACACUUUCACAUGUGUGACUGGUUUGGAUCCCUGGAAUUGUUGAGAGCAGUUAUUCACAUUAGAAUCAAAAUAAAGGAAGGGAAUUGUAAUCCAAAAAGACUUCAGGAUGUGUUUCUUCUUUGCUCUGGGUUCUGAGCAGUCUGUAUUUAUUUUUGCAGCUCAUUGUGUGCGUUUCCAGGUGGGAAGCUCUAAAAUACUUGGUGUCCUUCUACAGUAGAAAAUGCGUGUAAAUCAGGACACGCCCUCUUGCUACUAAGAAAUCCUGCAAGAGAAUCAACUGUGGUGGAAGUGUUUCAGUAAACAAAUUACAAUCAGGGCAACACCUACACUGAAGGCUGACAGAUCCAGCAGCCUUUUCAGGACCAACCAAUCACUUGUCCAUAGCAGCUGGGCACGUCUUACCCUGGUCCCAGUUUCACUCAAUCUGGUAUGAAGAGCAGGAAUGUAUCAGUGUAUCAGCAAUGGUGUGGCCAGCAGGACUAGGGCAGUGAUUGCCCCCCUUUACCUGGCACUGGUAAGGCCACACCUCAUGUACUGUGUUCAGUCUGGGCCCCUUUGAUUCUGGGAGGACACUGAGGUGCUGGAGCACGUCCAGAGAAGAGCAAUAAAGAUGGUGAAGGGUCUAGAGGCAUAGCCGGCUGCAGCCUGCAUGAGAAAUGGGACAAGUGUGCUUAGCUAUGAGUUGGAUCCAUUAUAAUGAGAUUAUCCCAGAGCUACACAGAUCUCAGCAAGAAGCUAUUUUAAGCAAGAAAUAACAGAGAACAAGAGCAGACAGCCACAAAAUAUGUCCAGCUGUCUCCCUCUCUAGAAUUCCAGGGUGGACGGUGUUGCUGUGCUGUGGUUACUUUGAGCCUCAGUGCUCUUUCCACUCUGCCCAUGAGUGCAUCAGCCACCCAACGCUUUGAGCAGCAGCAAGUCUGGCCACAGAGGGCCAGGUGUUCAGCUGGGAAAUCUUGUAUAUCAGUGGGGUACGGUCAGUGCCACCUCCUGCCCGCUUCACACUGACCUGGGACUUGUCCUAAAUCUAUUGGAGCCACAGAAGACUCAGCAGAGAGCCUGGCUUGGCUUCUCAUGGAUUAAACUCCUUCACACCACUGGUCAUGGCUUUGUGGUUGAAAGGAAUAUUUUUUUUGCUGUACGUGCAAAAGUUUUAUACCAUCGAACACUAAGCAAAAAAAAAAGUAACCAUGUUUGGACUCUUUUUUUGCAUUUUAUUCACCCCUGGAGUCAGUGAAUUCAUUUGUACGUCACCAGAUCUUGAAAUGUCCUAUGCUUUUUGUGAUUCUACGGCUCAUGCUUUCAUGUUUAAUCUGACACCUUGCAGCACGAUGAACAAAUCUGUCUGGAAGGCUGCUCUUACCUGGAUUCCAAGAAGUGACAUCCACUUUUUGAAGGUUGUCUUCAAUGUCUGGUAUGAUGGUGCCAAAGCACUCUUCUGGAAAGAACUCCUCUGCAGCGGAGCUGAUGAUGAAUACUCAGUGUGCGGAACACUGAAAGGAGAAACACUUGUAUCAGCAUUUGACAUUAAAGGCUCAAGAAUAAAGUUUCCAAAGGGCUAUUAUAGUGUUGUUGUACAAGGAUUCUCUGAUGAUUCUGAAAACAAUAUGCUCAUAUGCUUGAAUUUUACCAUGAUUGUAAAACAAGAUGCUUUCUGAGUGCCACAAACUUCUCAAAUAAUUCCAGAGCAUGGAGGUCACUUCUGUGAGAAACUGGAAUCCAAGCUGUGAAGUAAUAUGCACACUGAAUUUCCUGAGGCAGAAUACAUCAUGGGCUGUCUGGGAAGCUAUAUGAUGUAUAGUCUUCCUCAUUUGUAGCACAGCCAUAAUCAGUUGCUCAGCCAAUGUGCACAAAAUCUCUGGAGUCAAACAUCCUGAUUAAUCCUCAGAAUUACCUUGACUGGAUGUCAGGCAGGUCCUACAUUUUGGUGCUAUGCCUUGAGUUACAAUAAUGUUGAGUCCUUCAGGCUGAGAUAAAGUAAUCAAGAAGUUUUAAAGUGCAAGAAUCAGAAGUUCAUAAGUAUUCAAUUUAAAAUAACACAGCAAUUGAAUUUGGGAACCCUGCUGUGAGGUCAUGGGGGGGCAGGGGGUUUGGUUUGUUUGGGGUUUUUUUCUUUUUUUGUAACAAUAAAACUUGUUUGUAAAAUCAA